Gregarina niphandrodes is the source of this 1653-nucleotide messenger RNA. RefSeq lists its product as hypothetical. Lineage: Eukaryota; Apicomplexa; Conoidasida; Eugregarinorida; Gregarinidae. The record is from RefSeq and is a predicted model, not a curated record. The coding region runs from base 1 to 1653 and encodes 550 amino acids. The transcript has a single exon.
AUGAGGACCGACAAUGAGUAUAAGGCCGGCCCCCAGACGUGUGAAUUUAAAUUGGAAAUGCGAGCCCUCAAGGCGCGAAUCAGCUCGGGCAUGGUUGGCAUGUUGGCAUUGCUGAUGCCGGGGGGUGGGUGGAGAUAUCCGGAAUGUGGCGCGGGAGUGCGGGUGGGUCGACGAGCGGGAUUGAUUUGGAGGCACACCAUGGCACGGCGGAGUCUGAUCGACGGAUGGGAGUCGAAAGAGGAGAUGCUAAACUGUGUGAGGUGGUUCAUUGGUUCUAUAUAUCCCGAGCCGGGUGUCGGCCGUCGCACGAUCUGGUACAACGACCGCGGCCUGCCUGUAUACAUGGCGCAGUCUGUGGAGGAUUACGAACAAUGGUGCGCCGUAAAAAACAACGAAAUCCUCAGUUGGCUAUUGCCACAGGAGCGGGCCGAGUGGAUGUCGCCUUUGGACUUGUCGGCCAGGGUGGACAUGCCGGCGCAGACAGACAUCCUCCGGCAUAUGUUCGAUCUGUACACAGAGGACUUCGGCCAACUAUCCGUUGAGGCCACCGCGUCACCUGAACCCUUUACGCCAAAAAAAGGCAACUGCCGGUCCAUCCCUGGCUUGAUUCUCUGGGCCGGGUUCCGUUACGACGCCCCAUACAUGUGCCUUCGUGACAGGUGGGAGAGGCUCGCCGUGCUCUCGCGUUGGUACCCCGAGGAGGCCUGCGAGGCAGUUCUCAAGGACUUGGAACAACUUACAGACCUACCUGCUCGUCUAAUGCCCAGCCUGUUUGUUCCCACGGCGCUGACAGCAGCCCCCCGCGAGCCGCCGGUGGCGGUCUCGAAGCAGCAGCUCAAUGACACGGCGAGCCUCUGGUGGUUCGAUCCACAAAACGAGGACUCGCCACUUGACAUAAAUCAGAACCGCCGACGCCGCCGAUUGAAUCCGCCCACACCCAGAAUCGUCGAAGAAAUAGCCGCAGACGUCCGCAACUUUGUGAAGGCUCUCCAGAAGCAGCUUCGCCAGACUGACGCAGACAAAAGUCAGGCGACCCCUCGCCCGCCUGGUGGUCAGGUAGCCUGUGCGGAUGAGAUUCGUUACUGGAUGAAGAAGGUGGCAAUUCGACGCAAGGCAAUGCUCAAGGAGCGUUACAAGGUGGCAUACACAGGGUGCAAAGAAUAUGUGGAGGCGGCCUAUUUUUCGGACGAAUCAUCGGGCACCGUGAGGUUUCCGGUAGCUUGUCCGGGCUGGAUGCGGCCGCUGAGCCGCUUGCGGAAUUAUGAGUUACGGCAGCGGGCUUGUUUUGAGGAGGAGCUGGUGCUCGCGCUCAUUCACGGAUGCAUCCGGCUCGAGGCGGUGGAGUCGGGGCACCACUGCUCGUCGCUCGUCGCGGAGCUGGACGACGCCGUUCACGAAGAGGACUGCCCGGAGUUCACCGUCUCCACCGGCCAGCUCGCUUGUCUCUACGAAUGGCACCUGGACGACGUCAUCGAGCGGGUCGCAACUGACCAAGCCCGGGACUACGCCUGCCGCGUGGGAGGCGCCAUCGCUACUCUACUCUGGGACCUAACCGGCGGAGAUCCAGCAGACGGCGAAGACCUAGCUGCCGAAAACCUGACCAGCGCAGAAGCGGACGGCCUGCUACCAAGUAAACGACGGAAACGGGAAUAG